UAAAAGAUAGACAUUGUCACUGCUUAUGUAAGGCCUGCAGGCCUAAAGACACAAACAUUUUUUUUACUUUUUUUAUUUAUUUGAGAAUAUACUUAUGAUAAUUCAUUCUCUAAACUAGUCAACGCUCGUAUAUACACACGAAUUCCAUCUGCCAAAGCCCAUGAACGGCUAGACCAAAUGUGGAAGAGGCGCGCCAAACUUUCAGCUUGAGAUUUGACAGCUACCUUAUUUUUCAAAAAACAAUUUUUGCAACAACGAAAACUAAGAAGAAGAAGAAGAAGAAGAAGAAGAAGAAGAAGAAGAAAAACAAAUGUGACUUUCUUUUUUAUCUAUAUAAAUAAAAAAUGAAACGGUUAAACCACUUUUUGCCAAUAGCCAAUUAAUUCACUCGCGCCUUACGAAUCCUCCAAUACUCCACGACACACCGCCGGCAUGUCCUCCAACAGCACGGCCUCGCCGGGAGCCGGCGGCACCCGGUGCUGCAAAGCGACGACGCUGGUGGCCGUGGCCGCCACGUCGUUCGUCUGCUGCUUCAUCCUCGUCGUCGCCUUCCUCUUCGUGCGCUUCCUCCUGCUCCGCCAGCGCUGGCGCCACCGCGCGAGAGGGCUCCAGCAGGAGCAGCAUCAUCGGUCCAAGCACGGCCUCGACGCCGCGGCCAUCGCCAUGCUCCCGUGCUUCCCAUACCGGCGGCAUGCCGACACCGCCGCCGACGCCGAGGGCUCGACCUCAGUGCCUGCCGCCGCCGCUGAGUGCGCGGUCUGCCUCGGCGUCCUGGACGAGGGGCAGAUGGUGAGGCAGCUCCCCGGCUGCAAGCACGUGUUCCACCAGGAGUGCAUCGACGUGUGGCUCGCGUCGCGCGCGUCGUGCCCGGUCUGCCGCGGCAAGGCCGAGCCGCCGCCGCUGGCGCGGGCCGAGGACAGGGCCGCCGCCGCAGCUUCCACGCCGGCGCGCGUCGCGGCGGUCGAGAUGUUCGGCGACGAGGAGCUCGCCUCGUCGUCAACGCCGCGAGAGGCUGAGAGGGCACCGUGGACGACGCGGCCGGAGGCCGGUGGCGGCUUGGCUUGACUCGACGGCGUCUCGCCAACGCCAACUUGUGUACAACAAUGGCCAAUCGUAGAAGCUUUGAUGUGUUUGUCAAGAAUCUAAGAUAGCAACAUCUGCAGGUCGUCGCUCUGGAAUAAUUUUGCAUAUUUUGACAAUUCUCUCCUGUCUAUAUUACGUGUCCAUCUAAAAUUCUGUAUUACUACUUGUGAACAACGAGUGGAUUAAA
Molecule: messenger RNA, 1270 nt
Organism: Sorghum bicolor (sorghum)
Lineage: Eukaryota; Viridiplantae; Streptophyta; Magnoliopsida; Poales; Poaceae
Product: RING-H2 finger protein ATL39-like
Exons: 1
Coding region: 433-1065 (210 amino acids)
Source: RefSeq, a predicted model, not a curated record